Messenger RNA from Pocillopora meandrina, 2885 nucleotides. Lineage: Eukaryota; Metazoa; Cnidaria; Anthozoa; Scleractinia; Pocilloporidae. The record is from the annotation of a GenBank genome assembly.
CAACGGAGAGAAGGAACAAACAUGGCGGAGAAUAUUGACUUUUGACUGAAUAAAGGUCAUUCUAUUACUUUGGAAAUCCGUAUUUGUUCUUCAUAGGGUAUCAUGCGUCGAGUAGUUCAACCCAGAAGAUCACCAAGUCCAGUGUCAACUCAUUCACCUCUCAGUGCGAGAGAUGUUCGAGAGAGGAAAACCUCUUUCUCGAAGGCUUCUUCUGGUGCUGAUCUGCAAGUUAUUGAGUGGAAUAUUGCUGAUCAGCUUCGUCAAGUCAAGUAUCACCCGGAGCACAGCCGGCAAGAGUUGUUCAUGGUUUUUAAAUAUGCAUUUAAUCAACUAAUUGAAAGCAAAGCUGUGGUUUACAAGUCGAUUUUGUCACAGAUUAAAGCAGAGUAUGAGGAGUUCAUUGAUACUCUGGAGAGAGGUCAGAGCCAGACAAUCUAUCUUCAGAGAAUGCUCAAGGCUCUGUUGUCGGAGAAAGAAAAUAUAAGGCAUUUUGUCCAGAGGGGCGAUGAACUUGAAGAGAAAAUGGCAAAACUUAAAAAGCAUAAUGCCCAAUUAAGGGAGAAACUCCACAUCAUUAGAGCAGAGAGAGCUCGGAGGCUGGCUUCUGCAGAAAGUAAAUCGAUGCAUUCUGUUGUUAAAGAGACAAGGCUUCUGAUUCCUGGCUUGUCUCUGAAAGAUCUCACCGACUUACCCACUUUGAAGAAGACACUGUCUAGUUUAGAAGCGCAAGUAUGGGAGCUGAAGGAAGCUACAAAAUCUAAGUUUGCUGAGAGAAACCAGAAACUGAUUUUGAAACAACAGCUCACAAAGAAGGAAAAUGUGAGAGAUCAUGUGUUUGCCAAUCAUGAGAAAUCAAAAGAAAAAUGUGAGACCCUAAAGGUUGCUGUUGAGGUAAGAUCCCCACCUCUAUUUGGUUGUGUGUUCAAGUUCUCUCAGGAGUUGAUAUUUAUCAGCAGUAUUUGCCCAGUUCAAGUCACUGUUCAACAACACAGACAGCAUGGUUUGCUGUAGUACCAAAAUUUCAGUAUGUUGUAUCUUACAAUGUCAACUCUGUUUUUGCUUUAAAAAAAUGCAUUACAAUCUUGGGUAAUCAGGUCAGCCUAUUACAGGCUGAUUCAGAUCAUGUAAGACAGAGAUAAUUAGUUAAUCUUAGCAAGUCCCUAAAAAGAGAGACAAUCUCUGAGAGAGAUUAAAAGUGCAAUAACUUGUACUUACUUUAAUUUCAUGAACAGGCAGCAAGAACAGUGGUAGAUAAUCCAGACCAGGAUGUUCAUGUUAUUGAUGUUAUAUUUCGAGAGCUAGCAAACUAUGGUAACAGCAAGUAUGGGAAGAAGAGUGAUUCCUUACAGUUCUUUGCAAGCUUUGAUGAGGAUGAUCCCUUAAAGAAGAAAGAGGCAGAACUUUUGAUUGAGUAUGUUGAUCACUUCAACAAUUUAUUUGAUUUUGGACAGUUUGAAUUGGCUGCAAUGCAUGCUGCCAACUCACCAAUGGGAAUUCUGAGAUCUUAUGAAACCAUGAUCAAAUUCAAACAAGCUGAAUGUAAGGAAGGUGAGGUGUCACCUCUUUUGAUGUUCUGUGAUGCUUUGAUGGCCACAGCAUCAGCAGCACAACCUCUCACAGGAGCUAUGUCUUCUGAAUGUAUCCGCUGUGCGCUCAGUGAUGGACGUCUGGACCUUGCUACCCAUUGGCUUGCUCAGGAGAAGUUAACAUUUUCUAUUCCUCUUGGUGAUGCUUUUUGCAACUUCUGCAAAUGCCUUAAAAAAUGUUCAUGCACCUGUAUUCCUUUGGCACAAACUGUUUACAUGAAAGUUGGUGCGCAUCAUCAAGUUGUUGCUUGUCUUUGCAGGCAAGGAAAAUUCUCAAUCAUGUUGAAUUAUGCACAGAAGCAUGCAAAGUUCACAACAGAGGAUUUUAGAUCAAUCCUGCUGAGGAAUCCUUCUCCAGAACUAGCAAAGCUUAUGCUCAGUCGUCCUGGUACUAAUGGCAGGGUUGGGUUGUUAAGUUUUGCAUCUGUUGUUGGAGCAUUUUUAGAUGACAACAAACCUGAGAUGUUAGUGAAUUUAUUAAAGCAUCUCUCUCAGAGCAGCUCUGAUGACUUAUCUACUGUGAUGACAGAUGCAUUGUUUAAUGAGACUAGGAGUGACAAUAUGGAUUCAAACAGAUGGCUGUUGGUUGUUGAUAUGUGCCAGGAAUCUGGUUUGCUGGGAAUUGGUGUUGAAAUAUUGUCCAUUCUAACCAUAAGGGAGGCACUAAACAAAGCAUCCAUUGCUUUUAGUAUGGAUUACAUUUCUUAAGCAAAAAUUUAAGAUUUUAGCGGACAGAAGUGCAUAUUCAGUUUGUAAGAGGUCUCAUAUUAUUAAAACUUAGUAACAGAGACACUAGAACCAAGAUUUAACUAUUUCAGCACAUACCCAAUACCUAUUUCAGAGACUUCAUCAAAUGGUUCGAUUCAAAAGCCACAACGUCUAAUAAUUAGGAAUCAACAAGGUGUCCUGCUCAAAUAGAAUAAUUUUACGAAAAGUACCUGUGUAGAGGGGAUACACAGGAACCUGAGGUGAGGGAAAAAGUAGGAGAUUAGAUUAAGUGCCCUAUAUCAUUUUCGUAAGGACUCUUCUUUAUAGACAAAGACAAACUUCAGUCUUAGUGUUGUGUAAGGAGACAACUGGAAUAUCAAUGGAACUUUCAUAAAUGAGAUUUAUUUUCAUUGAUUAUACAGACUGUUAGUAAAUCUGUAUGUCUUUUGCAUUUCUGAUCAAGACUUGCAAACUCUUUCCUUCAUGUUUCACAACACUACUUACAAAGUUAUGAGUAUCUUCUAAAUCUUAAGAAUUCACAUUUUUAACUCUGAAUGAUAUAAUAAAUACAUUGUAGAAAACAAAAUAGGC